UGUUCUUUUACAAAGUGCCUUUCUAAAGAUUUGAAUGUUGUAUUUGGUAGAGAAACGGUUUAAAAUGGGUCAAUUUGGCAAUGCCAUCAUUUUGUUAGCUAUUUUUGGUUGCGUAAUGCUCACGGAAGGUAUUCAGGUUCGCUCCUGUGCAAACGGGGUGCCUCCUCCAGCGAUCGUGUCUAUUGCGGGAUGUUCCGAGAUGCCGUGUGACUUCGUACGAGGCGUUGAAGGAGGAACUAUGACGAUGGUUUAUGAAGCUCCAUUCGACAUUAAGACGCUUCGUUACGAUCGUAUUAUAAUUGCCCUCGGUGUUACUGUACCAUACCCGAUCCUGCCAGAAAAAGAAAAUGGGUGUGACUGGGUUAUUGGUAGCAUGUGUCCUUUCCGUCAAGGAGAUUUGAUAAUAAGCACGUAUACAUCAAGCCCCUUGUCAAUCAUUCCGUUGGUUACAGCUGCCAUUGAGUUCUAUGUGUACGAUGAACAAGAUCGUAUGGUGACGUGUUUUCAGUAUGAUGUGAGAAUCUUACCAAAUUCAGUGUAAUUUUGCAAUUUGAACUUCCUUACAGAUAAUAAUCAUGCAAUAAAAUAUCAAUUAAUUGUCCUAGAGAGACCGUUACUAUUACUA
This is a messenger RNA of Anopheles merus, 625 nucleotides long. RefSeq lists its product as uncharacterized. NCBI's taxonomy places the organism in Eukaryota, Metazoa, Arthropoda, Insecta, Diptera, Culicidae. The transcript has 2 exons. Bases 35 to 541 code for a protein of 168 amino acids. The record is from RefSeq and is a predicted model, not a curated record.